GUAUUUGGCCUUUGGCAGCUACUCGCUACAUGUCCGUCUCGCUGCCAGGCCCCAUCUUUAGCAAAACUCACGCAAGUUUCACACAUGCUAAUAUUUUGAGGAAGAGAAACCUACAGACAAAGAGAUCGAUGUAAAGCUGCUUGCUGCCAGCUGCACUAAGGAAGGUAUCUAAAACCUGCUGGAUUUGGAUUAAACAUUGCUGUUUCCUUCAGGGUUGGAGGCCAUUUGAGUUGCAGUAUGACUCAUGCCUUUCAUGUUAUGUGGUGCUACCUCUGUUAGCAAGUUAAGAGCUCUGAUGGAGAAAAGAGCAGGUGAUGUAUCAUCCGAUGUAGAGUCAAGCCUUUUUCAACGUGUUCAUGCCAUGCUCAGGGAACUGGAGACGCAUGCUCAAGGUGUCUCAGCCUGCAAUAAAGGGAUGCUAAGAUGGACCCUGCAUAAAAAGGUGGAGAAUAAUCCCUGUACUAGCAUCUCUCUGCUAAGGGUCCUUGUUAAGGAGCUCGAAAAGGCAGAGAGGACUGAUUGCAAAAUUCGCAUCAUUCCUUUAUUGCACACUCUAGCCUAUGCAGUAAUACAGUGUGCUUACAUUCCAGACGAGCUGUGUGAAAGGAUAUACGUGUGCCUAAAACGCCUGAUUACACUACCGGAACCUUACUGCAGCGUCGGCCUUAAUUAUGUGAAACACAUAAAAAUAGAACAAAAUAUCCCAGGUGCUCUGUAUCUAAGGAGAGUCAUUGCAGAGCACAGCCUAAAGAAUGAACAUUAUCCCAUUCAUGAGAGAGUGUUUGUGUUUGUGGAUCCAGACGUGUUUCCAGAACCAUUGUUAAGUGCAAUAAGAGCUGAUAUGGAGUGUGGGGCUUUGGACUGGGACACACUGACCCCUCAGCGCCGGGUGCUACUGCACACACUACAAGCUGGAUUGGGAAGAGAGUGCCAUGGGAAACAACUUACGCAAGCGCUAGAGGACUUAGGUGAAGACUUGGAAAAAUACUUCCAGGAUGUUGUGGCCACUGUUGAGGAGAGAAUGAUGGAUGGUGGUUCAGAAUGUGACCAGUACAAAGCAAGAUUACAGCAACUCUAUGAUGAAAUCCUUUGCUCUGCUAACAUAGAACAAUCAUGUCCUGCCAGUCUGGUUGGAAUUCCACUACCUAGUCCUGAGGUUAGCUUCCAUGUCUGGACGAAAGAAGAUGAAAUAUGGAACGAGAUGAUAAACUUUGCUCUGAUGCUGAAUUCUAGUAAUCGGAACUCUGCAUAUCUCGAAGAAGAUGAAGAUGCCAAACGUGCGUCCGUCAUCUCCACCAUAUCCAGAGACAGUGGCAUAGAGGGAGAUUUGCCUUUAAAUGAGUUCUCCUUUUUGAUGGUUGAGCCCUCUGGUGUGCCGGAGGUCCAGGAACAGCAGAAGAGUUUACCAUUUUCCAGAAGGCCAUGUGUGAGAUGGCCAAAGGCUGGGAACAGAAUGACUUUAAUGAUGGAGGUCAUUAAGGAAAGUGGCGGAACAGGAGGAAGUGGAACCUCUAUUCUUAAAGAUGAGAAGAACUUUACCGCUCGUGUUGUGGUCAUGGGUGAUGACAGCACUCUGGGUAGGCUGGCCAAGGCUUAUCACAGUAUACGAAAAAAGGAGAUGCGUAACUCAUUUGUGACGAAGAGGGUGAGCUUGGAAAUAUACUACAUUCCUGUCACUAGCCAGUCCAGUACUUCUCCAGUCCAGGAAAAUGUUCCAGCAGAUGUUAACAUGCUUUCACUUGCAACAUCCUUGGGCAGUGUGGAUCCAUGGUAUGACUCCAACAUUAACAGUCUAGGAGCCAUGAUCCUGAAACUAGCUCAAACGCAUGCCAGUGACAUUGGCUCUUCAGAGCCCAACUCCUUUCUUUUGGACAUCAUUUCCUAUUACACACGCACAGCACAGCUGCCUGUCCACAUCCCCAUUUACUCUGUUAAGAUUUCCUUCAGUGGUUUGGAAUCUAAAGCUGUGGAGGAGGUGUUUGUCUGUCAGCUUGACAUGGACUUUCCAGGGUUCAAGCCUCUGCGAGUUACAUUUAAAGACACAAUCAGGGGAUCAGUACGGUAUAAGAAAACCUUGCAAGAAGAGUGUGGUGUGGUUGUGGCUGUCAAUUACAGGAAGGCCUCCAUAAGCAAUCGAGAAGUGGACAGAGGAAUGUCUUUAGUAAUGUGCGGCGCGUCGAUCAGUUCAGCUCCGUUCAGUGCAACUAAAAGUCUUGAAAGCCUCAGUGUAGAUUUUCAAGAUCCAAAUCCUACCAGAGCUCCAAUGGCUACCCUUAGAGUCACCAACAUUAGCAUCAGAGCUCUGGAGAAGAAAUCAUUUACUAUAUGUCUGGACAAAGACUCGUGCAGGACCUUCAAAAACGUCCAGAGCAUAGAGGUGUCUCCGUGUACAGAUCCUGGAUACACUCUUCAAGGCAGCAAGUCUAAACACAGCCUGGAUGAAGACUCAGGACUGGGCAAAUUUCUGAGCAAGACUUUUUGUUUACCAAUCAACACCUUCUCUGGAGCUGCUCAAUGACAAUGAUGUAGCAGUCAUGCACACUCUUGCUACUGAUCAAGACCUCUGCGGGCUGAAAUCACAUACCUCCGUACAUGUGUCUGUGUCUAUGAAUGUAGCAUCUCAGCCAGUACAGAUACAGUAUUGCACAAAAACAGUUUCUUGUUAUUGCUAUUCUGUGUCUGAUUUUGUGUUGUCUUGUGGAUUUUUGAUAUGGUCCCAAUAUGGUAUUUAGUCAACCACUUUUAAAAAAUACUUCUUUCAUAUUUUAAUUUACUAAUAAUUUCUGUAAUAAAAAAAUAAAUCUUAAUAUUUUAGGUUAAUGAGAUCAGGUCUUGAAGGUGAAGUUUUACUCCUCUUCUACUCUCCUUUAUCUAAUUCAAUUAAAUAAGAAGGUAGACAGAAAACAAGCACCAUAUGCAUAAAAUCACUAAAUAAAAAAAACUAAAAUUUUAUAUAAAACUAAAUAUUGCAGGUAUUUGUCUGUGGGGCAUUGGUGGCUUAGUAGUAGGUUUCUCGUCUGCCUAUGAAAAGGCCCAGGUUCGAUUUCCAGCCAAUGCCCCAGCCGCAGCCAUUGGAUGCAGUGCCAUCCCAAACCUGGAUAAAAUGGAAGGGUUGCGUCAGGAAGGGCAUCUACAGUAGCGUGAAAACCUGUCCCAAGACAAAAAACAUUACAGAUUAUUUGGCUAUAACUAAAACUCACCAAUGGCCACUUACAUACAAAUUUAAUUUAUUGUUUAAUCAUAAUAGGUAGUAUGAUGUUAUGUUAAUUCCUUAAUACAUGUAGAAAUAUUUAUUUUUUACAAUAUCUAAAGCUUACACUCUGCUGCCAUUCUGUUGUUCUGUAAGACGAAUAUUUUUACAGAAAAAACAAACAAACCACAAAACAGCUUCGGUGUGACUUGGUGUACAUUUACAGUUGCAUGUCUCCUUGCUGACACUGUACUGAAGGUAUGUUCACUAUUUUUUGCAAAAGGUAUCCCUUCAGAUUUGAUGAUGGUGAAGGAUGGUGCUACCAAACACAUGGCUCCAGAAUCUAUUAUAGCUACUUAAAUGAGUUCAGAACUGGUGAUUGUGAGAAGGCCAGAAUAUGCACGUACAGUAUCUGGAUGUCGUUCUAGCUUUUUCACGAAAUAAGGAUAUUGUCACUGUCAAAAUGUCUAUUUUACACAUCAUAUCUCUGUGCACCUGUAUGUCUUGCACAUCUGUUUCAAAAUAUUUAUGAUCUUCACAACUGAUUCAAGACGUGUUAAGUUCUCUCUUUGAUAAUAACUUAAAAUUAGUCCAAUAAAUGCAGUUGUUAAUUGUGCCUGGCAUAUGCAAAUCUUGAUUUAUUUUCAUUUGAACCAUAUUGAUGUCAUGAUCUAAAUAUGCGAGCUUAACAGCUGAAACACACACACACACGCACACAUUUUUGUGUGCACACAUUAUAUAUACUACUUCU
Messenger RNA from Clarias gariepinus (North African catfish), 3941 nucleotides. It is a transcript of the gene pik3r6b, whose product is annotated as phosphoinositide-3-kinase, regulatory subunit 6b. Lineage: Eukaryota; Metazoa; Chordata; Actinopteri; Siluriformes; Clariidae. Gene Ontology annotation, molecular function: 1-phosphatidylinositol-3-kinase regulator activity. The transcript is spliced from 20 exons. The record is from RefSeq and is a predicted model, not a curated record. Gene Ontology annotation, biological process: positive regulation of MAP kinase activity; G protein-coupled receptor signaling pathway. Gene Ontology annotation, cellular component: phosphatidylinositol 3-kinase complex, class IB. The coding region runs from base 245 to 2518 and encodes 757 amino acids.